GAUGGGGCCCAGACCCUGGCAGGGGAAAGACCAGACUCUGAACAGCACUGAGGAACCAUCCUCCCGAGAACAGUGGGGACAUCGCAGAGGCUGGCCCCACUGCCCCUGUCAACGCUGGGGGGCCCACGACUGUGCCUGUAGUCUGCAUCCUGAGAAGCCCUCUCAGUUCUCCUCCUAGGAGUUCUAGGAACCGGGAGGCGAGUGCCUUGGUCUGAGGCAUGUGUCCUCAGGUCAGCAUGCGGGAGACAGCCCAGGCAGUACCAGAAGUCAAAGCAGAGGUGCACACCCUGAAUGUCUACCAAGGCCCCGCCCACCCCAGAACAGAGAGAAUCCACAGUGCCUGACUCUACCCAGCCUGCUCUCAGCCCUGGAAUCCUCGGGCUGCACCCUGAGGAACUAUCUCACUUCCUCUUUCAGUUCUUAGGCCAGCCAGGACAACAGGAGCCCUGUGGUGCCUGGGAGCACCCCUAAAGAGGAGCCCUGUAAGUCACCGUUAUCAGAGGCGCCCUGGGAGAGUUUCUCAGCUGAGGCCACUGACACCCUCCCUCUCUCCCCCAGUGCCCCACCCUCCUGUUGGCUACCUCCAUCACAAGUCAUCAUGUCUCUGGGUCAGAAGAGUGAGCACUGCAAGCUUGAGGGAGACCUUCAGACCCCCAGAGAGGCACAGGGCCUAGAAGGUGUGCAGGCUCCCAUGGCUGAGAAGGAAGAGUCCUCCUCCUUCCCCUCCUCUCCCUCCUCCUCCCUCACUCCUUUGAUCCUGGGCACUCCAGAGGAGGUGCCUGCCACUGGGGCACUGAGUCCUCUCCAGAGUUCUCAGAGAGCCUGCUUCUCACCCACUGCCACCACAGCCACUCCAUCGAGUCAGUCUGAUGAGAAUUCCAGAAGCCAAGAAGAGGAGGGGCCCAUCACCUCCCAGGCUCCACCAGAUCCUGAGUCCUUGCUCAGUGAUGAGCUAAACAAGAAGGUGGCUGAACUGGUGCAGUUCCUGUGUGUCAAAUAUGUAACAAAGGAACCCACCACAAAGGCAGAAAUGCUAACAAAUGUCAUCAAAGAACACAAGGACCACUUCCCUGUGAUCUUCAGCAAAGUCUGUGGGCGCAUGGAGGUUGUCUUUGGCAUUGAAGUGAAGGGAGUGGACCCCACCAGCCACUCCUAUGUGCUCGUCAAAACACUUGACCUCACCUACGAUGGGAUGCUGAAUGAUGACCAGGGCAUGCCCAAGACCGGCCUCCUGAUACUUAUCCUGGGUAUGAUCUUCAUGGAGGGCAACCGUGCCCCUGAGGAGAAAAUCUGGGAAGUGCUGAAUAUGAUGGGGGUAUAUGCUGGGCAGGAGGAUUUCAUCUACGGGGAGCCCAGGAAACUCGUCACCAAAGAUUUGGUGAAGGAACAAUAUCUAGAGUACCAGCAGGUGUCUGACAGUGAUCCUCCGCACUAUGAAUUCCUGUGGGGUCCAAGGGCCUAUGCUGACACCAGCAAGAUGAAAGUCCUGGAGUUUUUUGCCGAGAUCAGUGGGUCUGACCCCACUUCCUUCCCAUCAUGGUAUGAGGAAGCUUUGAAAGAUGAGAGAGCCCAGGCCAGAGCUGCCACCGGGGAUGAUACUAGUGCCACAGCCAGUGAAAGUUCCAGUGUCAUGCCCAGCAGCCUCUCCUGCCCUGAGUAAAGUCCGAAGCAGAUUCUUCAGUCUUCGUUUGAAGACAACAGCCAAUGUUCUACGUAGUGGAGGGCCAGAGUGGAUCUGGAAGGAACAGUGUAUAGCAUCUUUGUGUUCCUGUUGUAUAUGGUUGAUUUCGAGAUUUAUCUUUUUUUUUUUACUUUGGCUUUUUUUCAAAUAUUGUUUAAUUAGCUCCUGAAUCUAAG
Balaenoptera acutorostrata (minke whale) is the source of this 1857-nucleotide messenger RNA. RefSeq names its product putative MAGE domain-containing protein MAGEA13P. Gene Ontology annotation, cellular component: nucleus. The record is from RefSeq and is a predicted model, not a curated record. The transcript has a single exon. Gene Ontology annotation, biological process: negative regulation of transcription by RNA polymerase II. The coding region runs from base 599 to 1660 and encodes 353 amino acids. Lineage: Eukaryota; Metazoa; Chordata; Mammalia; Artiodactyla; Balaenopteridae.